AUGCGCACCUUUGCAGCGAUCGUUCUGUUUGGGCUAGUGGCCGUUGCGUGUGGAGAACUACAUCAUUACAUAACCUACAAAAGCUUCGAUGAAGCUUUCCUAGAAUGUGGCCAAUACUAUGAGGUUAAGGAUUGUGAACUGAAGCAGUACGUUGCCGAGUCCUACCCCAACAAGCCGGAAGUGCGCCGUCUGGUGCGAUGUGCUUUGUUGAAUUUGAAUAGCUGGAACGAUGACACCGGUGUAGUGAAGCAUCAGGUCACCAACUUCUUCAAGCCUUCGCAAUCGGACGAUUGCUACCUGAAUAGAACACUGGUCUGCUUGAACUCCGUACGGGAGAGAUGCGCCCCGAAAGAUGUGAACACCGCCGCUUACGAGUCUUUCGUUUGUUACUACCGUAAUUAUGGAAACUUGGUGUCUGAAGAGCAGUUCUUGCGGCAUGACGCAUUGGAGCAUACCCAAGUUCUGGAUACUGUCUCUGGCUUUUUGGAGCUUUCCCAAGAGACACUGGUAGAGUUCUGCAAGGGUAACAUCCUAAAGAACGAUAAGUUCCCAGCUGUGCUGUACCAAUCCUCGGUGCGUUACGGAUUUUACAAUGUGACCGGUAACGGAGUGCAGCUGGAGCGUCUGUACAACCAAUACGGCAAUCCACAAUUGUUGGCACCGGAAACGCACCAGUGCGUCGAUAAAGUGGCUCAUGAAUACUGCAGCGCAGAUGACGUUACUAUUAUGUACCAGACCCAUGUGCAAUGCUUGGACAGUUUGGUACCAACUGUGAAACUGUUACAAGAAUUUGCCAAGACUCAAGUCUACGACCCAUCUGUCUGUGACUGCACCUCGCCGCAGGUUCAGGUGUACAACGUUCUGUGA
Molecule: messenger RNA, 867 nt
Organism: Armigeres subalbatus
Lineage: Eukaryota; Metazoa; Arthropoda; Insecta; Diptera; Culicidae
Product: general odorant-binding protein 69-like
Exons: 1
Coding region: 1-867 (288 amino acids)
Biological process (GO): sensory perception of smell
Molecular function (GO): odorant binding
Source: RefSeq, a predicted model, not a curated record